Molecule: messenger RNA, 1587 nt
Organism: Coniophora puteana RWD-64-598 SS2
Lineage: Eukaryota; Fungi; Basidiomycota; Agaricomycetes; Boletales; Coniophoraceae
Exons: 6
Coding region: 1-1587 (528 amino acids)
Biological process (GO): nuclear envelope organization
Cellular component (GO): nuclear envelope; meiotic nuclear membrane microtubule tethering complex
Molecular function (GO): protein-membrane adaptor activity
Source: RefSeq, a predicted model, not a curated record
AUGGCCAUUGAGAUCGGUUACUCUUGCACUGUCUCUUCGCGCUUGUUUGAGGAAGAGUCGGUCGGAGUAGGGAUAUUUGAAGUCCUGAGCGGACGUUCGAAAAAAAUGCGCACCUUGAGAGAAUUGCAGGCCCCCGCCGCUCCAAACACCAUCGGAAACCUUCCGCCCCAGCAUAUUCUAUUGCCCCUACCCCUGUCCCCGAGACCAGGACCGAGCUCUGAGGAGAGGGUGAAUGAAAUGAAAUGUAAGGACUUGUGGAAGCUUGUGAAGUCUGAGGACGAGGAGCCGUACAGAGACGCGCUCCGGAUCCGGCUGGAUCGGGCAAGUCUUUGCCUGGUGUGCGCAAAGCCUGCGCGCUGGUUCCUUGUCCCCACCAAGAACAUCGACCUCGUAUUGACAUACGAAUUCUACGUUUCUCCAUCUUCAUCUGGGGUGUGCAUGCAUUCGACAACCGGUUUCGAAAAUAUUCGCAAUCCUACCCCUCGGGCCAUAGUAUCAAGCACAGUCGGUGCCAGAAACUUGACGAUGUGGAGCAUAAACCGGGAUCGGUUGAGGAAGCCUGUAGAACGGGAAAACAGCGCUUUUAUGAGACUUUUCGCACCUAAAGUCAACACCGUGAAGACCCUUAAUGCUCGGCCUGGCCGACGGAAAAAAUGGAGCCUGGCUUUAUUAAUGACAUUAUCAAUACUCCUCUCUUGGCUGGUUCGACACGUCCUCAGAAGCAACCGUGACCUUAACGCUGCAGUCAUCUUUACCUAUGUUCCCAACCGACUUCUCAAUCCUGGACUGCAAUUUGAUGAAGCUCAGAACAGGAUGGUUGCAUUGGAAGAAACCGUCGGCCACCUACAAACUUCGUUCAGCAUACACCACGACAGACUCUCUCGAUUGGAGCAUAUCAAUGCCGGGCUCUCAGAAACCAUCGAGCGCCUUGUUAAUGAGCUAUUGCGACGUCACUCGCUUGAUCCUGUUGGUCGCCCAGAUUUCGCUUUAGGAUCUUUUGGUGGUCGCAUAUACCCCCAACUCACUUCUCCGACUUAUUCCGAAUCUGGAUUUGGCUGGCUUAGGCCCGUCUUCGGCUCGAGGCUAAAGGUCCAUCCGCCUGCAAUUGCCCUGGAUGCUAGGAAUGACAUAGGCUCAUGCUGGCGCUCUGCUUCAAGCAACGGCCAGCUGGGCAUCAUCCUGGCAGAUAACAUACACAUCACACAUGUCACGAUCGAGCAUCUCCCUCGCGCGCUGCGUACCAGCGAUGGGUUAGCACCCAAACGUAUCAUGGUUUGGGGUCUAGUCGAUGGGCCAGAGAACAUACAUAAGAUGAAGCAAAACUCGGAUGUCACACCACUUUCAUUGUUGAAACAUGUUCAAGACCGCGCAGCUCCACUGAUUUCCGGUGGCUUUGACUUCAUACCGCUGGUCUUCGCCAUAUAUGAUGCUGAGUCGGAUGAAGCCACACAAACAUUCUCAGUGCGGGACGAGGUGCGAGAUUUAGAUUUGGACUUUGAUGCGGUGGUAUUUGAAUUUCUGGAUAACUGGGGGGAAUCUACAACCUGCGUCUAUCGCGUUCGCGUUCAUGGAUCAAAAAAGCAGUGA